UUUCAGUGAUACCACCACGUAGAGUUCAUUGUCCUUGUCCCGUAUAUUUCUUUUUCUUUUUGAGCUGACCCGAUACAUUCUUUCACCAUGAGCGAUAGUGUGAAUUCAUCCCCGGAGAGACCAAAGGUUGAAUCAUCCAAGAUCAAACACGCUGGCAAGGCCAAGAAGAAAAGAAGUGUUCCGAACAUUGCGGAAGACAAGUCAGAUGAAGAAUUGGAUACGCAUCAAAGUAUUGGAAUUGGUGACCCCCAAGAAUCACCCCCGUCUGAACCGAAAGCUGCCCCAAAAAUAGUCGAGGUUCUUCUCCCUGGACCUUCGCCACCACAAUCCCCCCGCAAUUCCCAAGAAAGCCAGGUGCUUUCUGCAAAGCCUGUCAGCAAAGCCAAGGGAUCCCGUAGUCGUACCUCAUCAGUGGUAUCCUUGAACCGCCCCAUCCGCCAUGAGAGCCCCUCUGUCCUUUCUGUUCGUGCGAAAUCAUCAGAUAAGAGUUCCCCCUCAUCCAAAGCCAAGUGUCCUGAUACCCCUGAUGACGAUGCAGAUGAAACCUCGUCCAUUGCAGAAUCAUCUGCCGGAGGUCGAAUACGCCGGUCUGAAUCCGAGCGUAUUCAGUAUUUCAAAGACCAGUCACAAUGUGACGAUAUGGAGCCGCGCCGAGUCCAUUGCGCUCGAUGCGACAAAUGGAUCAACCUUGGUAAGAGACAGACGUAUGCUGUUCGUCCUUGGGAGAUCCAUCGACGGAGAUGUGACCCACGGUCCCCUGUUUCGAAGAAGAGCCACCGAGACGAGACCGAAGUGGAAAAACCCGAAGGAGACGUUUCGGUAUCAGAAUUGAGUCAGGAGAUUACUAAACAGUCUUCACCUCAGUCGGCUCGGCAGGAUGACGCCGAAAGGAAAGCUUUACUGGAAGAGGAUCCUCGUGCUCAAGAGGUCAAGCCUCACGAAAUUCUUUGUCGAUCCUGCCAGAAAUGGAUCAAGCUGUCGAUCGAUCAUGCCUAUGUUCUUGGAAAUUGGCACGCACAUCAACAACGAUGUUCAGGUGUCGUACCCAGCAGCCGAGUGGCUACCGCAGAGAGAAAAUAUAGUCUGCUGACUGACCCUCAAGCGAAGUCGUCCUCCGCUCGACAUGUCGAGUGUGCUUUUUGCAGGACAACUGUCGAGCUGGACGGCGUCGCUCAGUAUGAUUUGACCAAGUGGCACGAGCACAAAGCAAAGUGUUCUUCUCAUACUGUUCAACUCACUCCAAAGCCUCUUGGUUCUCGACUUUCGCGCGUUUUCCCUCCACCAUCUGGUCAGGCUAUCACUCAAACGCCUAUCAACGAGGUACACAAACCCCCUACAUCCUCGAGUUCAGCGCCUACAGACGUCAUAGCCAUCAAUGACAACCCCCCGUAUCGCAUUGGGGAGAAACGUGCCCGGGACGAAGAAGAUGCUGGAGAAGACCGUCCUAUGAAUCGUCCGAGAACCGUGGCCUACCAAGUGCCCGAGAAUGAGGCGCCAGGUCCGUGGGGUUGGUUUAUACAACCUCUCAAAGCUUUCGUGCGUGGUUUCCGUGAAGGUUUAGGCACUCCAUCUACGUAAAUGUUGGUACUAGUGUGUUGUGCGAGUUGUGUCGACUGUAUUGUACCCCGCUCUAUCUAUUGUGCUUUGUUUUCUUUAUAAUGCCAUUCAACUAUUCCCCUGGA
Suillus discolor is the source of this 1682-nucleotide messenger RNA. RefSeq lists its product as uncharacterized. Lineage: Eukaryota; Fungi; Basidiomycota; Agaricomycetes; Boletales; Suillaceae. The record is from RefSeq and is a predicted model, not a curated record. The transcript is spliced from 10 exons. Bases 88 to 1578 code for a protein of 496 amino acids.